CACCACACACACAGACACAUAGAUUCAUUAUAGGAGGUGAUAAAAAUGAAAUGACAUAACCCUUCAGUUAUGAAAUGAAAUGACAUAACCGAGAAGUAGGCACUCUCACACUCACACUCACACACACACACACAGCCAGAUCUGAUCCCCUGUGCCACAACCAAACACACACACCAAGUUCUAGUCCUACGACCACAACCAACGUGAAGCACGCGCACACACACACACACACACACACACACACACACACAGAGCUCAGCAAACAGGAUGCUGGCUCCACUCAGGCUCUGCCUAGUCCCCUCUGCGUCAUGGCUGACCUCCACCCUCAAUCCACUGCAGCUGGGCCCCAGGGUGAGGCCCUGGGGACAGACUUGGAUGACCUGUUGGACUUCAUUUCUGGCUGGGGGUCAAGUUUGCCCGGUGCCAAAGGAGAAAUUUCCUUCUCACUGGCUCUGCGCUGGCGAGGGCUGAGUGAGCAGUGUUGCCCGUCCUGCCCAGGAGUGCUGUGACAGGCCCCAAGCACACAGACCAUGCUGGGCAGAGAUCACCUGAUCCCGGCACCAGGCCCCGGGCCUGGGAUUGGCCUAGCGUGAGGCUGCGUGCACCUGCCAGUGUGCCGUUGGCUCUGAACAUAAACUUGCAGCCUUGAGCUGCACUGGGCAGUUCCUGGGCAGUCUGGGCGCAGGAGUCACGGCCAUGCAGGUGCUCACCAAGCGCUACCCCAAGAACUGCCUGCUGACUGUCAUGGAUAGGUAUGCGGCUGUGGUGCGGGACAUGGAGCAGGUGGUGAUGAUGCCCAGCCUGCUGCAGGACCCGGCGGGCCCGCCCGACCUCUAUCCCUGCUACCUGAUGCUCAAGGCCAUCCGCGUGGACGUGGACCACGGGCUGCUGCCCCGGGAGGAGUGGCAGGCCAGGGUGGCUGGGCAGGCAGCCUGGGAGACAGAGAGAGGAACUGCGCCUGCGGAGGGCGCCCGAGAGGACGAGAGGGUCCCGGAGCCCCUGGACUUGGAAGCCCAGUUCCACCUGCACUUCUCCAGCCUCCACCACAUCCUCACCAGCCUCACCCUGAAGGCCGAGGAGGUGACACGGAGAUACCAGGAACUGACGGGGCAGGCUGAGUAGGCUGGCCCUGGCAGGUAAAGGGUCCCCUGAGGGGAUGGUGGCUGGGGCUGAGGUGCAGGGAAGGCCGGCUCUUGCUCCUGGGGGGCUCAGGCUGGGCUCGCCUCCUCCCAGACUUAGAUUUAGAGAGCAACGGCCACACACCAAGGAGGAAGGAGUUCUGGGUGCUCCAUACAUGUGUGGCCCGCCCCGGAACUCCACCAGGAGCUACCCUAGAGUGCUGGGCAUGGCCCAUGAAGGAGAAGGAAUCUGAUGCGAGUCCCGGUGGCUCAGACUGAGAGAGAGACACAUGAUCACUUGACCAUGAUGCCAUCAUGGGGUCCUCUGGUGCUGCGAGUUUCUGUGAGGUGGAUUCAUGCACCCUGCGCCAGCGGCAGGCAGGGUGGGCAGUCAGCAGGCCUUGUUUGAAGCUGGUCAGACGCGAAGGGAGGAGCCAGGGAGGUGAGGGUGGGCAGGGAGCCCCCCCUGCUGGCAGGAGGGAGCCAGACUGGCUCCUGGCUGGAGCGGGCACACUUAGCCACAUCUGCCAGUUUGUGUCGUGCCACCAGCCAGCCCUGUCCCCCACACUAGCUUCCUUGGUCACCAGUCAUGUCUUUGGAGAUCUCAAAAUAGUCCCCGUGGAACUGAAGGGCAGAAUUCUGGUCCACACCUGGUGGUGCUCAGAAUUUACUCCUGGUGGGCCUCUGGGGACCAUACCUGGGUUGGCCAUAAGCAGGACAAGUGCCUUAACUUCUGUGCUAUCUCUCUGGCUCUCGAAAAAUCUUUUUACAGAGGAGGUUCUUUUUUAAAGAUAAUAUAUAUUGUACUUAACUCUGUCUAAGGCACAUGAUACACAGGUAUAGCCACAUAGUCGAUUUUAUUCCUUAUAACUUACUAGUCAUAAUAGAACUUUCUUUCUUUCUUUCUUUCUUUCUUUCUUUCUUUCUUUCUUUCUUUCUUUCUUUCUUUCUUUCUUUCUUUCUUUCUUUCUUUCUUUCUUUCUUUCUAUUUUUGCUUUUUGGGUCACUUACUGGUCAUAAUAGAACUUUCUUUCUUUUUUUUUGUUUUGUUUUUGGGUCACACCCGGCGAUGCACAGGGGUUACUCCUGGCUCUUCACUCAGGAAUUACCCCUGGCGGUGCUCAGGGGACCAUAUGGGGUGCUGGGAUUCGAACCCGGGUCGGCCGCGUGCAAGGCAAACGCCCUACCCGCUGUGCUAUUGCUCCAGCCCCUCUUUCUUUCUUUCUUUCUUAUUUAUAUUUUUGCUUUUUGGGUCACACCUGGCAAUGCACAGGGGUUAUUCCUGGUUCUGCACUCAGGAAUUACCCCUGGCGGUGCUCAGGGGACCAUAUGGGAUGCUGGGAAUCGAACCCGGGUUGGCCAUGUGCAAGGCAAAUGCCCUACCCGCUGUGUUAUCGCUCCAGCCCCUGCGCAGAGAUUCUUGCACCAGCACUCAGCACUCACUUCACCUUCUCUGGGCUUUGUGUUUUUUAAGAAUUACAACAGGCACCAGAAUUGUUCAACUGUUUAGGGUCCCUUGCUUGGCCAAGGAGAUGCUGAGUGGGUGCCUGGCCUGCAGUGAGCCUGGGCUGGAGCUCUGGAAUCACGUGGUCCCCUGAGCAGCACCCAUGUGGCCUGGAGUCCUUCAGCACUGCCAGACUAAAGCAGCCCUGAGUCACUGCACCUGAGCAUGAAGCUGUGCAGCACUGCUCUCUGGAGUGUCCUACCCCCAGCACCCCACUGCCUAGAGAAAAAACCCAAUCAAAUUACUCGCAUAAGGGCUAGAGAAGAGGUUCAGUGGUCCAGUGGCUUCCUCUUGUAUGAGUCCCUGGAUUCUAUCCCUGGUCUCAAAUACACACACACACACACACACACACACACACACACACACACACACACACACACAGACACA
Sorex araneus (European shrew) is the source of this 3009-nucleotide messenger RNA. It is a transcript of the gene THRSP, whose product is annotated as thyroid hormone responsive. Gene Ontology annotation, cellular component: cytosol. The record is from RefSeq and is a predicted model, not a curated record. Lineage: Eukaryota; Metazoa; Chordata; Mammalia; Eulipotyphla; Soricidae. The transcript has a single exon. The coding region runs from base 697 to 1122 and encodes 141 amino acids. Gene Ontology annotation, biological process: regulation of lipid biosynthetic process.